AAUUUUCAGAAUAUUAUUUCCGAACAUUGAUCCUGUUUUAAUAGAAGCAACGUUUUUGUUUCUUACUGCUUUGGUUUGUCCGGUCAAAGAAACAGCCGCUUGUGUUGUGUGAACUUUAUGGCGCGGAAGAAGGAAUACGGCGGCGGUAUGGCCGCUGAUGCAAGCAGUACAACUAAUAGCGGUGCGAAACGUAUGUCGAAAAAUAAUAUGUCGAGUGAUGCACAAUGUAAAAUGGACUUAGAUCGAUUGAAUCAAACUUUGAAACGAAAAGAGACUGCAUAUCCGGGAACAAGUGUGCGGAAUGUUUACGAUGUUGCUGACUUGCGUGCACAACUCGGAUCUUUUGGUUUAACUGUUCGAGAUAUUCCAGGAGAUGGAAACUGUCUUUUCAGAGCUUUGGGUGAUCAGUUAGACGGUCACACAGGAAAUCAUCUGAAGUAUCGCCUCGAUACGGUUCGAUAUAUGAUGAACCAUCGUGGUCACUUCGAACCGUUCAUCGAUGUUCCUUUCGAUCGUUAUGUAAAUGAUUUGAGCCGUCCCGGCACUUACGCUGGACAGGAUGCACUUGUGGCGUUUGCACGUUUACACGAAGUGAACAUCAUUAUACAUCAAUUGAAUAGACCGCUAUGGAAGAUUCAGGGUACUGAAAAUAGUAAUGCUCUCGAACUUCACCUUUCAUAUCAUAACGGUGAACAUUAUUCAAGCGUUCGUCGUUUCGGUGAUAUCGCGAAUACUCCUGCUGGAAUACGCAUGGCUCCAACUACUGUUCCGUGCUGUGCAUCACACAGUGUGUACACAUCUACGAAACCUAUCACUUCCCAUGCGAAUUCUGGUAAUUUACAACAGUCUGCAGCAAAUUUGCAUAAACACAGUGUAGAUGCUUCAAAUAAAGGAGCUGUUCAUACGUACUUAUAUGGGGAAGACGAAUUCACUACUCUGGUUCACGAAGUGAUGAAUCGUACUGGGUGCCGUGAUGCUACCUUAGCUACAGAGGCUCUGAUCGAAAAUUCGGGAGAUUUGGAUCAAGCUGUUGAUUACCUCUUGUCGGUUGCAUUAUUUGUUGCCCCUGGCGAUGAUGGAAAUCUUUCCAAAUCGAUAAACCAAAGUAGUAUAGAAAUGGAGGAACACAGAAUAUUGAAAGGGCGAAACACUGAGGAUGUUGACAGGCAUCGUACUAUACCAGCUUGUCCAAGCCGUGCUACUAUUGAGCUGAUAGCUUCUGAGCAAGAGGAGAAACGGGGGCGCAAACAAGGUGGUGGUAAUAUAUCGGAGGAGCAUCUAAAAAAGCAAGGUGAUCUUUUUUUUUGACACUGUGAUUAAAACAUUUAUGCUGUAAUAAGAGUAUUUUGCCAUUUGUUCUUUCAGUAUGCUUUCUCUAGAUAGUUUAUCACAGUUUUUAGUCACAGAUUUAACGAAAAUCAGUCUCAUUUAUCAUUAACUAUGUUUCACAAUACUACGGUUAUUAUAUAUAUUAUUGCUCUUAGAUGUCAUGUUUGAUAAUGAAAACUUGAGGGCUCAGUGUCCGGUGUUGUUUAAUUGAAACAGAAAAAUGAAAUCUGGAUACCAUUUAC
Molecule: messenger RNA, 1571 nt
Organism: Loa loa (African eye worm)
Lineage: Eukaryota; Metazoa; Nematoda; Chromadorea; Rhabditida; Onchocercidae
Exons: 8
Coding region: 118-1308 (396 amino acids)
Biological process (GO): protein deubiquitination
Molecular function (GO): cysteine-type deubiquitinase activity
Source: RefSeq, a predicted model, not a curated record